AUGGGUUCAGUAGAAAGAUCAAAGAAGAAAACUCAUUUAUGGAAGAAAGCCAUGCUCCAUUUUUCUCUCUGCUUUGUGAUGGGGUUCUUUACGGGGUUAGCUCCAACAGGUAAAUCUUCAUUCUUUUCUAGCAAAGUUGCUGCAUCAAAUAGAACAACAGAAUUUGCACCACAACCUAGUGAAAUGUCUCCCCGGACAACAAAUGUCAAUAAAAGUUUGAUAGCUCCAACGCCAGUGACCGUGCCGACACACAAAAAAACAACAACAACGAAAUUGCAUGUAAAAGCACAGCCCCAGUUGAAGCCCAGAAGACUUAUAAUCAUUGUAACUCCGACAAGCACGAAACUUCCCUACCAAGCAGUGUUUUUGAGAAGGUUGGCAAAUACUAUAAAGCUAGUUCCUCAACCAUUGCUGUGGAUUGUUGUGGAAGCGAAAACUGAUUCCACGGAACUCUCAGAGAUACUAAGGAAAACAGGCAUCAUGUAUAGGCAUGUGGUUUUCAAGGAAAGCUUCACAGACUUAAAAGCUGAACUAAAUCACCAGAGAAAUCUUGCACUUAAGCACAUUGAGCACCACAGGCUGAACGGGAUUGUACACUUUGCUGGCCUUUCCAAUGUUUAUGAUCUCCAAUUAUUCCAACAGCUUAGAGAUAUUGAGGUCUUUGGAACAUGGCCAACGGCAUUGUUAGCAGCAAAUAGGAAGAAAGUGAUAAUCGAAGGACCUGUAUGCGAUUCAUCACAAGUCAUUGGUUGGCAUCUAAGGAAUAUGAACAAUGAAACUGACACAAUCACUCCUCCCAUUCAUAUUUCAAGUUUUGCAUUCAAUAGCUCCAUCCUAUGGGACCCUGAGAGAUGGGGUCGCACUUCCUCUGUUCAAGACACCACUCAGAAUUCAAUAAAGUUCGUGAAGCAAGUAGUUCUAGAAGAUGAGGCCAAGUUAAAGGGAAUUCCACCAGAGGGCUGCUCCAAAAUCAUGCUCUGGCGUUUCAACUUACAUGCUCGUACCAUUUCAAAUCACUAAUUUCUGACUACUACAUCCGAUGUUAGCCAAAGUU
Molecule: messenger RNA, 1054 nt
Organism: Gastrolobium bilobum
Lineage: Eukaryota; Viridiplantae; Streptophyta; Magnoliopsida; Fabales; Fabaceae
Product: beta-1,4-xylosyltransferase IRX9
Exons: 3
Coding region: 1-1020 (339 amino acids)
Biological process (GO): plant-type secondary cell wall biogenesis; glucuronoxylan biosynthetic process
Cellular component (GO): Golgi membrane
Molecular function (GO): xylosyltransferase activity; galactosylgalactosylxylosylprotein 3-beta-glucuronosyltransferase activity
Source: RefSeq, a predicted model, not a curated record